Molecule: messenger RNA, 1065 nt
Organism: Cydia amplana
Lineage: Eukaryota; Metazoa; Arthropoda; Insecta; Lepidoptera; Tortricidae
Product: acyl-CoA Delta-9 desaturase-like
Exons: 4
Coding region: 1-1065 (354 amino acids)
Biological process (GO): unsaturated fatty acid biosynthetic process
Cellular component (GO): endoplasmic reticulum membrane
Molecular function (GO): iron ion binding; stearoyl-CoA 9-desaturase activity
Source: RefSeq, a predicted model, not a curated record
AUGGCUACCCAAGAGACGGACUCGAACGCUGUGUUGUUCGAGCAUGACGCCGAGACCAAAGAUCUGGCCCUGGCGAAAAUGCCGGUCCAGCAAGCCAAGGACACCAAGUGGGACUACAGAUACGUAUGGCAUAUCGUUGCCUACCUCCUGAUGCUGUACCCAGCGGGGCUGUACGGAGGAUAUCUUUUCCUGGUAUCAGCGAAAUGGCAAACGAACAUUUUUACUUGUGUCUUGUAUGUGGCGUCAAUACUGGGUGUUACAGCGGGUGCCCACAGGCUCUGGAGCCACCGGUCUUAUAAAGCUAAAUGGCCUCUACAACUCAUCCUCAUGAUCUUCCAGACUAGUUCACUUCAGUACUCGGCGAUCAAUUGGGCACGAGACCACCGCAUGCACCACAAGUACGUGGACACGGACGCCGACCCGCACAACGCCACGCGCGGCUUGUUCUUCUCCCACGUCGGUUGGCUCAUGACAGACAAACACCCCGAGUUCGAGCGCAAGAGCAGCGCGCUGGAUCUCCAGGACCUCGAAGCUAACCCCAUACUGCGCUUCCAGCAAAAGUAUUACGUAAUCCUGGUCGCACUGAUUUGUAUCAUCCUCCCCACGGUUACCCCGGUCUACUUCUGGAAUGAGAACUGGGCAAAUGCUUUCUUCGUGACAGUUUGGUUCCAACACGUUUUCUCAUUCAACGCAACAGGCUUUGUCAACUCCGCUCUCCAUAAAUGGGGGUACAAACCCUACGACAAGCACAUGCUAGCAACAGAUAUGAGGACAUUAUCUCUGAUGAUGCUAGGAGAAAGCUUUCAUAAUUACCACCAUGCUUUUCCCUGGGAUUACAAAACGGCAGAAUUCGGCGGCUCCAUUUGUAAUUUGACUACUAUAUUUAUAGAUUUCUGUGCAAAAAUUGGCUGGGCCUACGACUUAAAGACAGUCUCUGAGGAGAUCAUUCAGAAGCGUGUCACCCGAACAGGAGACGGCUCUCACCAUUUAUGGGGGUGGGGUGACAAGGACCUGCCUAAAGAAGAGGCUGAUUUAGCAAUCAGAAUAAAUCCUAAAGAUGAAUAA